AUGUCACACAAACCAAGACAGACACAAGUCGGUGAAAGGGAACGAGUUCGUACAGUAGCUUGUGUUCGUGUUGAACUGCAAAAAUGGAAACUUUAGACGAGCUCAUCAUUAAGUUAUAUGAAGUUCAAGCAGUUAAAUUUGGCACAUUCCAGCUGAAGAGUGGGAUAACUUCACCUAUUUAUUUUGAUCUGAGAGUAAUCGUGUCUUACCCAGCUUUACUGAACCAGGUGUCCAGCCUUCUCUUCCAGUGUGCUCAGGGCGCAGAAGUGAAGUUUAACAGUGUGUGUGGAGUCCCCUAUACAGCUUUACCCUUGGCCACCAUCAUGUGUUCUGCCCAUCAGAUUCCAAUGCUUAUUCGAAGAAAGGAAGCCAAAGAUUACGGAACAAAACGCCUUGUGGAAGGUACCAUCCAUCCUGGGGAGACUUGUCUCAUUAUUGAAGAUGUGGUGACCAGUGGAGGUAGCGUUCUAGAGACCGCAGAGGUGCUCCAGACGGAGGGCCUGAAGGUGACCGAUGCCAUAGUGCUGAUGGACAGGGAGCAGGGGGGCAGGUCCAGGCUGGAACAGAAAGGCAUCCGCCUGCACGCCGUGUGCUCCAUUUCGAAACUCCUGGACGUUCUGCACAAAACUGGGAAGAUCGAUGCCGAGGUGGUGCGCAGCGUCAGCAGGUUCAUACAGGAGAACCGCGCUUUUGAGUCCCCGAAAGGCAACAGUGCGGCCCCAGCAAAGGAAGAGGAUGAGAACCUGAGCUACGGCGCUCGUGCUGGGCUGCCUUCGGUGCAUCCCUUGGCAGCCCGGUUGCUGAAGCUGAUGGAGAAGAAGAAGACCAACCUGUGUCUGUCGGCUGACGUGACGGAUUCUGAAGAGCUGCUGAAUGUGGCAGAUACUCUGGGUCCCUACAUUUGUCUGCUCAAGACGCAUGUUGACAUCCUCCAGGACUUCCAGCCUGACUUCGUCAAGGCUCUGAAAGCUCUGGCGGAUAAGCAUGAAUUCAUGUUGUUUGAGGAUCGGAAGUUUGCUGAUAUUGGUAACACAGUGAAACACCAGUACGAAGGCGGCGUGUACCAGAUUUCCACUUGGGCUCAUGUAGUAAAUGCCCACGCUGUGCCAGGCCCUGGGGUGGUGAAAGGACUGAGUGAGGUGGGGAGACCCCUGAACAGGGGUUGUCUCUUGAUAGCCCAGAUGAGCUCACAAGGCUCCUUGGCGACAGGAGACUACACCCAGGCUACGGUUAAAAUGGCUGAAGAACAUUCUCACUUUGUAUUUGGCUUCAUUAGCGUUUCGAAAAUAAGCAGUAAACCUGAAUUUCUUCAUUUGACUCCUGGAGUACAAAUGCAAUCAGGGGGAGAUGCUCUGGGACAGCAGUAUUUAAACCCAGAAGAAGUGCUUUUUAAGAGAGGUUCAGAUAUCAUCAUUGUGGGAAGAGGUAUUUUAAUGGCCCCAGAUCGAGUGAAGGCUGCAGAAGACUACAGGACAGCCGGGUGGGCAGCUUACCUGAAGAGGAUUUCUGGACCUCAAACCCCAUAAUUUCAAUCAUCAGAAAGAAGACUUACAUUCCUAAAUAAAAGCAGAAAUUCAAAUUGGA
Messenger RNA from Lepisosteus oculatus (spotted gar), 1584 nucleotides. It is a transcript of the gene umps, whose product is annotated as uridine monophosphate synthetase. Gene Ontology annotation, biological process: 'de novo' UMP biosynthetic process; 'de novo' pyrimidine nucleobase biosynthetic process. Gene Ontology annotation, molecular function: orotidine-5'-phosphate decarboxylase activity; orotate phosphoribosyltransferase activity. The record is from RefSeq and is a predicted model, not a curated record. Lineage: Eukaryota; Metazoa; Chordata; Actinopteri; Semionotiformes; Lepisosteidae.